CUGGCCGCUGCGGGCUGGGGGCGCCCUGGGCUUGCCAUAAAGUGAAUGGGCUCAGGCAACGGGUGGCAGUUCGCAGCGAGGUUCACUCUCUCCCUCAGCUAGUCCGGGAGCGUCCUAGCGGAGCGGUGGCCUGGGCGCAGGGGGGCGGCCCCCACUCCGGCCGGGUGCCCGGCCGCUGGCCCCUGCCUGCCCUCCAGACUGCGGCCGCCGCCGCAGCCGCCGCUGCCUGGAGUCUGCUUGCUGCUGGACUCACUGUUCCUUUCAGCCCUGCCUCCUUAACCCUAGGAAAAGAUCCAAGGUCCGGUCCCCUCUGCCUGUGGAAGGAACAAGGAUUAUUUCUCAGCUCCUGCCUUGACUUCUGUCCUACCCCAACCUUACUUGAGAGAGUCUUCUCUCCAUGGAGUUCGGCCUACUCAGCGAGGCGGAGGCCCGGAGCCCGGCCCUGUCGCUGUCAGAAGCGGGUACUCCCCACCCCCCACUCCCAGAACACGGUUGCAAGGGCCAAGAACACAGCGACUCGGAGAAGGCCUCGGCUUCGCUGCCGGGCGGCUCCCCCGAAGACGGCUCGCUGAAGAAGAAGCAGCGGCGGCAGCGCACGCACUUCACCAGCCAGCAGCUGCAAGAGCUGGAGGCUACCUUCCAGAGGAACCGCUACCCUGACAUGAGCACGCGCGAAGAGAUCGCCGUGUGGACCAACCUCACCGAGGCACGCGUGCGGGUGUGGUUCAAGAACCGGCGCGCCAAGUGGCGGAAGCGCGAGCGCAGCCAGCAGGCGGAGCUGUGCAAGGGCGGCUUCGCCGCGCCUCUCGGGGGGCUCGUGCCACCCUACGAAGAGGUGUACCCCGGCUACUCCUACGGCAACUGGCCACCCAAGGCGCUCGGCCCGCCGCUCGCCGCCAAGACCUUCCCCUUUGCCUUCAACUCAGUUAACGUGGGGCCUUUGGCUUCGCAGCCCGUCUUUUCGCCAUCCAGCUCCAUCGCUGCCUCCAUGGUGCCCUCGGCCGCCGGCGCCCCAGGCACCGUGCCAGGGCCUGGGGCACUGCAGGGCCUGGGCGGGGGGGCCCCCGGGCUGGCUCCGGCCGCAGUGUCCUCUGGGGCAGUGUCCUGCCCUUACGCCUCUGCCGCCGCAGCUGCUGCAGCAGCCGCUUCCUCUCCCUACGUGUAUCGGGACCCGUGUAACUCGAGUCUGGCCAGCUUGAGGCUCAAGGCCAAACAGCACGCCUCUUUUAGCUACCCCACGGUACCCGGGCCGCCCCCGGCAGCCAACCUCAGUCCGUGUCAGUACGCCGUGGAAAGGCCCGUAUGAGUGAGUGGCCCAGCCCGUCGGUCAUCCCCAAGGGCGAGGUCGAUCAUUCACAGCCUCCCUGGACUGGUCGUCUUGACUGGCUCGCCCCCGCCCCGGUCCCAGAGCGACGCUGGGGCAGCUGGGGGGAGGGAGGCGCCGGCUCGGGAGACAGCCUUUCGUCUCCCAGCUCAAAGGGGUGGACUGGGCCCUCCGCACGGUCCAGGGACUUAGCGCCCCUGGGACUAAGGCCAGGAACAGGGACCAGUUCCCCCGGGGCCGAGUCACCCUUGGCCCACCCCGACUUCUCCAGACUCCUCCUCUCCCAUUUAUCAUUUUCAAAGAUAAAUGAAAUAAAUGUGCGCGGACUGUCAAAGGCCUGAUGUUUCAGAGUUGCGGUGGAGCCCUCUCCCCUCAUCCUCCCGCACAUUUAAAGGAGACCUUGGUGUACAGGAAAGACACCUUCUUCUACAGGAAAGGUCCAACUUCUAGGGCUUCAGUGCCCUUCAGUCGCUAACACCAGGAUGAGGAAGUCCGAGGAUACCUAGAGCAGAGGGGCGCACGCGUGUUUGCCUGUUUGUGUGGAAGGCCUGGGGACCAGCUACUGGGCCGGCGUUGGCCAAAGCUGGUGCUGCAGCGCCACCUUGUGGUCUCGCGGAGGAUAACGGGAAGAUCUUGCCUGGAGCACUCACUAGUAGGUGUCACUUCUGCAACUUAGGAAGCCUAUGACCUUAGAUAAGUUACUCUGCCUUUCUGUACCUAUUUCUCACUGUUCCA
Molecule: messenger RNA, 2059 nt
Organism: Phyllostomus hastatus (greater spear-nosed bat)
Lineage: Eukaryota; Metazoa; Chordata; Mammalia; Chiroptera; Phyllostomidae
Gene: PITX3
Product: paired like homeodomain 3
Exons: 5
Coding region: 398-1306 (302 amino acids)
Biological process (GO): anatomical structure morphogenesis; regulation of transcription by RNA polymerase II
Cellular component (GO): nucleus
Molecular function (GO): RNA polymerase II cis-regulatory region sequence-specific DNA binding; DNA-binding transcription factor activity, RNA polymerase II-specific
Source: RefSeq, a predicted model, not a curated record